Messenger RNA from Closterium sp. NIES-67, 246 nucleotides. The record is from the annotation of a GenBank genome assembly. NCBI's taxonomy places the organism in Eukaryota, Viridiplantae, Streptophyta, Zygnematophyceae, Desmidiales, Closteriaceae.
GCGUAUAGGGAUGGGGAUGGGGAAGCAACAAAACCAUCAGCAGAUAGAAACAUCAGGAAUAGAAAUAUGCACCAUAACAUACACUCAAGAAAAGGAGAGAGAGAGAGAGAGAGAGAGAGAGAGAGAGAGAGAGAGAGAGAGAGAGAGAGAGAGAGAGAGAGAGAGAGAGAGAGAGAGAGAGAGAAAACAACAACAACAACAACCGAGAAGGUGGUGAUUCUCACAUUAGUUUGUGGAGCAGAGGGA